Musca domestica (house fly) is the source of this 1056-nucleotide messenger RNA. RefSeq lists its product as uncharacterized. The record is from RefSeq and is a predicted model, not a curated record. The transcript has a single exon. Lineage: Eukaryota; Metazoa; Arthropoda; Insecta; Diptera; Muscidae. Bases 1 to 1056 code for a protein of 351 amino acids.
AUGUAUAAGGGAAAAUCAAUACAAUCAGCCGGAGGAUCGGGUACAAAUAUAGCCAAAACUAUGUGUAAACUGUUUGGAGAAGUCAAAUUUAUUUCUGCAAUUGGUGACGACCUCAUGGGUGAGAUUCUACUGAAACUUUUACCUGAACCAUCGCGGUGUAACAUAACAAAAUGGCCAGGAUAUUCAACUUCCUCUUGCACUGUGAUAGUUGACCAGACGGGAGAUUGUAAAUGUAUGUUACGCGACAUGGAAAUGCAAGAUCAAUGUGAAACCGGCUACUACGAUAUUGAAUUUAAUCAUAUAUAUAAAGCAUCUGUUGUCAUAUUUGAUGACAAUUUACCACUCAAAAUCAUGGAGAGGAUUUUCUUUUUUGCCUCUCGAUUCAAAGUGCCGAUAUUUUAUGAACCGACAGAUUUGAAAACAGCUGGAAAACCCUUCUACAACUUUUUGCCACUUUCUACCAAAUUAAUUCGCCUUGUAACCCCCAAUUACGACGAACUGCAAGAUAUCGUUAAAUCAGAGUGGGGAGAACUUUUAAUAGUUGAUAGAGAGGAUUUGAAUAAUGUUGAAGAAACUCUUGCAUCAGUUACGUAUACGCUUAUACAUAUUGCACACAGGUUUGAUUGUAUUGCGGUUAACCUGGGACAAACUGGUAUAGUGUUGUGCAUUAAUUCGUCAUUUAAUCCUUACACACAAUCUUUGUUUGUCAAUCAGAAGUACAUAUUCGAUCCUACUGAACGAACCGAAUUGUCGAAACAGAUAAUAUUCUUUCCCACUCCAAAUAUGGUAAAAGGGUUUGUAAGUGAUUCUGGCGUUGGGGAUAGCUUUGCCGGUGUUUUCUUUUCAGGACUAUUGAAGGAGUACACCGUGACUCAAUCGAUUGGCUUGGCAUUUCAUGCUGCUGGACAAGCUGUGGAAACAUUUGAGAUCUGGGAGGAUUGUGAAGUGUGGAAGCGUAAAAUGGACGACUUUAAAAAAGAGGGUUAUUUCAAUGAAAAACUAAUGUUUAAAAGCCAACAGAUAGGAAAUACCCACGGCCAAUGUUCGAUUAAUUGA